AUGGGAUGCACACCGCGGCAAUCAGGAGUACCUGGAGAUCUUUCGCGAGCGAGAUGUCUCAAGGCUGGUGCAAAAGAUGGAGCCUUGUUGAAGUACUCUUCGGACGAGUCUCUGGGCAAUGUGUGCAAGAUCGUGCCAGAACGAAAUCUCUUCGACGUCACAAAGUCCGGGUCGGACUUUCUCUUGGACCUUCUCCAGCACCGUGCAACGACAUCCCUAUUCGAGCAGUAUUCUGGUAAUCCUAAUGGUGAUCCAGGAGACCUUGACUUUAUCGAAGAGAUGAUAGGCACCGGAGGCCUUCAGCAUGCCGACUAUCGCGACAGUUGUUUCACAUCAUCGUCUAAGCCGCGGAAUUGGUCGGGAGCCCUGUUGUGCUGUAGGUAUGUAUAUUGUGUGGCAAACGGCUGGCAUGCUGUGCCUGCGGAAGUGUAUGGUUGGCGUGAAGUCCUGGUUGACCUUGCGGCGUUUAUGAGGAGGUUGGCCAUCGCCGCCCUCCCCAUUAAUGACCUGAACCCUUGUUUUCACUUCAGCCUUGCCUUAGCUGUUGGCUUGAAAGUGGCGGCACGCUCAGCUGUCAUUAAGAUUCGAGAGCAUACUGAGCGUGUGUGA
This is a messenger RNA of Clonostachys rhizophaga, 609 nucleotides long. NCBI's taxonomy places the organism in Eukaryota, Fungi, Ascomycota, Sordariomycetes, Hypocreales, Bionectriaceae. The record is from the annotation of a GenBank genome assembly.